Macrosteles quadrilineatus (aster leafhopper) is the source of this 7481-nucleotide messenger RNA. RefSeq names its product VWFA and cache domain-containing protein 1-like. Gene Ontology annotation, cellular component: voltage-gated calcium channel complex. The transcript is spliced from 20 exons. The record is from RefSeq and is a predicted model, not a curated record. Gene Ontology annotation, molecular function: voltage-gated calcium channel activity. NCBI's taxonomy places the organism in Eukaryota, Metazoa, Arthropoda, Insecta, Hemiptera, Cicadellidae. Bases 346 to 4026 code for a protein of 1226 amino acids.
GUAGCAGCUAUAGUUUUUGUUUUUAGUUCAACUUUGUUAUUAUGUUUAUUAUUGUUGUAUUUUGAACAUAAAAUUAGGCUAAAUCGGGGUUUGAACACGAUUUAAUUCGUAUAUUGUAUCUGCAUACAACUAAACCUAAAUUUCUCAUAUUCAAGUACAAAGGAAUGAUGGCUAUGUUUAUUUUCAUCAACGAGCUUAGGCCCAUACCUUGGAAGAUUUUACAAAUCUGUUUCAAAAUAUAAUUGGUUGAUUUUAUAGAUAAACUAUCGACACAUAAUGGACGAUUUCCUAUUUUGCAGUAGGUCCUAACUUAAAGAAUAACAGUACACUGUAAUACAAGAGAAAAUGACAGUAACAUUUAAUGUAUGUCUUGUGUUCAUCAUGGCCUUUGCCUUUUCAAGUUGUCAAGAACAUGUUGGCUACGAUUCAACCAGUUAUAAAAUGAUCCAUGGUGCAUCAGGAUCAAUGGACUCCAAAUCCAAUUCUACAGGAAAAAGCAGUAGCAACUCUAUACUACUUAAAUUGGCCAGAAAGUUUGCAACCCGUUUGAAGGAUUUGGCAGAUGAAGAGUUGGGUGUUAGGAUCAUCAAGGAUGUUGUCGACUCAUUAGAAUACAGUACAAGCAACAACGAAGAUGGAGAAAUUACCAAAAUGCUGAGCAACAGACUGGAAGCAAAAUUAAAUGAAAACUUAAGGGUGCUCAAUCGAACUGUAUCAGCCAUUCAAGGUUUUAAACUGCACUCAAAGAAAUGUUGUUAUGUUAGCGUGCCUUGUCUCUACAUAUGUGAGAAUGGGUCAUUUGAAGAAUCUUACAGCAAUGCCUCAUUGGACUUCAGUAACCUUCCUUUUUCCAUUUUAAAUCUUACAGAAGUGUUUGCUGAGGCAGGAGCUGGAUCUAGAAGUGUGAAAUACUUCAUAUCCCAGCUAGAACCUGAAGGUGUAACUCAUGUGUACAGUGAUAACCUGGUCAGAGACAAGUGUUCCACCAUGGAUGAUCCCCACUUUCAGAGGGUGUUUUUGAAGACAGUCUUGACCAAACCAAAACACAUGGUUCUACUUAUUGACAAUGGAGGUUCACUUAGUGAAAACCAGUUUACAAUCGCAAAAUCUUUAGCCAGCCUCAUAGUGUUGUCGUUGUCAGAGGAAGACAGCAUCAGUGUUCUUGCAGUGUCAGACUCAGUGUCUACUCCUUGUCCUGGACCUAUGCACCUUGCUACCCACUCUAUCAAGCAUCAACUGCUCACAUUCAUUGAAGAUCUCUCCAAGUCAAAAGGAUCAACUAAUCACUCGUUGGCCUUCAGUACGGCUUUCAAGUCCAUCGAGGAGUCCAUUGUAGCAAAGGAAGACCAAGCGACAGUGCUGAUUGUGUAUGUCAGUCGGGGUCUCAUGUCAUCAAUAACCGAAGCCAAAACUGUGAUGGAGGUCAUCAGCAAAGGUCAAGAUAAGAUCGCCCCUUCAGUCGUCAUCAACACUUGUGUCCUCAUUGAUGAUGGCAAGACAAUCCUGUACGAGAAGCACUUCCUGAGUGUGGUUGCUCAACAGAAUUUCAGCAUGUACAACAUCUCCAAUGCCAAGUUCCAAGCAGGAGGGAUUGUCCAAGGGACUACUGUGUCAGCCAACUCCAGUUCCUACUUAGGAGCUGUGGUCAGAGCUGUAUGUUCAUCCCCUCAUACCCCUGUCAACUCUAAACCAGUCUACUUCUUGCCUGUCUGGGACGUUGCCAAGAAAGGAGAGCUGAUGAUAAGCAUAGCGCAGUGUGUCAGACAUUCUGACGGAACUCUUCUUGGAGUUGUGGGUGUUGACUUCCCUUGGGUGGAUUUGAUUGAAGACUUUUUAUACUACAAUGACCAUGGGAAUUCUUACGCUUUUCUAGUUGAUAUCAAAGGAUAUGCUCUUGCUCACCCUCUGCUAAAGCCUCCUUCCAACUAUCUUUUUGAGCAACCUAUUGCCCAAGACAUUGGUAACUUUGAAAUCAAUAAAUUGUUUGGGAAGGUCAGGAGUGUCAUCUUCCAUAACAUUAGUGGAACAUGGAAACUCAACAAAGAACAGGUGGCGUAUAGUUGGCAACAUCUAUCUGCAGCUCCGUACAUUGUGAUACUAAGAAGCAGCAGUCCUCGUCACACUAUCCGCUGGUCCUCAGCUGCACCACCCCCAGUCCAAGUGUCACUGGCCUACCAUAGGCUAGAUCUGGCACCUGUACCUCCCAGACUCUGUCGAAGCUUCAGACAACUGGCUUCCCAAGAUACUGCGAGCCUGUUUCUGAGCUCGUGGUGUUUCCAGUCACCUUACAAGUACCUGAUGUCUGAACAGAAUGUAUCUCAGCUGAGUGUACAGAGCUACAUGGCAUACCUUAAGGAUACAACCUCCCUCCUGGCCAACCCCGGCCUUCGACCUGAGGUGCGGCCUGAACUCAUCUCUGCUGUUCCCAUCAUCGCUUACUGGAAAAAAUUCUACAUCAGCAGCAGUCUCACCAAAUACAUCAUUCGCAAGUACAUUGUGACUGGUAGUGGUGCUGUGAUGAUGUAUCCUGGUGGAGUAGUAGAUCACAGAGUAGAUGUACUUCGCCACUCGUGGUACCACAGAGCCACUCAGACCCCAGGCCUUGUAACUGUUACUCCUCCAUACUUGGACUCUGCUGGAGCUGGCUACGUCAUCACUCUCAGCAUUGCUAUUGGAAAAGACCCACUCAAGUUUGUUUUGGCUAUUGACUUUACUCUCGGAGCAUUAUACCACCUGAUGGUAGAAUCAAUACCGUCGUGCUCUGCACCUUUGGACACAGUCCCAGGCAAUGUCAAGUGUUUUCUGAUGGAUGAUAGAGGCUACCUCAUCACCCACCCUAGUCUCAUUGACCCCCAGACUAAGGGAGCGGCAGAUGAACAACACCAUGUGACGCAUCGCGAGUCUCUACUUGCCAACGAUCUGCUCAAUCACAAGGGGUUGGUAGAGAAGCUGGUGUGUAGUGACUUAUCCAGCAACACUGUCCAGAGGUUUUACCAGUUUAACCUGAGUCUGGAAGGAGUAGUAACCAACGUGAUAUCUGGUGAGCAGUGUGUCCGCUAUCAGCUGACUCGACUACCUGGAACCAACACAUUCCUGGCCGUAGUGAACACCACGUGUGAUUUAGUCACUGCCUUCUGCCCCUGUAAUACAAUUGACAGACAUUGCCUCAACUGUAACCGCUUGGAGCAAAGUGAGUGUGAAUGCCCAUGUGAAUGCCCCUUGGAGACGGGCACCUGUGAUACCCCCGCAACACAACAACUACCCCCACCAUGCCCUCACAUAUCAGAACCUUCCCUCCACAUCCCCACAGCUGUGCUGUCAUUGUUACCAACUGUCAAGCCGUGCUUCCCCAUAGCCUGUGAUCAGUUCACGUCUUACAAAGAUUGCCUGGGAGUGAUAGGAUGUGAAUGGUGCCAACUACAGUCAGACGCAGUGACCAGGUUGUCAGCCCCUUUCUGUGCUCACCAAGCUUACUGUUAUAACGGCAUUCUGGGCUCUACAGGAGAAGGCCCUUCUCGAGCUAUAGAGGAUGCAGGCUUGCAGACAGGAGUGGUGGGGUUAAGCUCAGUGGCUGGUGUGGUAGCAGCACUGUUGUUAGCUCUCGGCCUCAUGGUCUACUGCUGCUACAAGGUUAGCGCUAGACCAACCACGGGACCAAGCUACUCUGCCCCUGACUGCUCUCUUUACAUGUUCUCUAUGGACAAGAGUCAUCACAAGAUGCUAGAGGAUCCACCUACAGGGGCAAACCAAGGACUAGUGUCCAACGCUCAGGAGCUGAGUGUGGCUCUUCUCAGUCCGGCCAGCUCUGUGUCUCCGUACCGUAUGAGUGCUGGAUACCGUAGACCAGCCACGGGGGACAGUGACCACGGCUAUUCUACCAUGACACCUCACGAGGAUACAGAACCACCUCCUACCCCUACAACAACACACUCCCUUCCUGAGACACCCCCUCCUCACCACACCCUCCUACCUAACCCUGUACUGGCUCCUGUCACUGUACAUAUGGCCAUGGAACCUUGCUCAUAGACCUUGUCACCCGUCACCGUGUCACCACCGUUGUUGUGGUUGUCACCAAGUGUUGUUUGUUGACAGUCAAAACUAGAAAUUUGAAAUCUCAAAACCUAAACAUGGAACUUUUUACUUGCCUAGAUAAGGUUAGAAAAAAUACUGGUAAUAAUAAAAUGUUUUUGUGAAAUCAAAAAUUGAAAGCAAUUUGACCCCCGACAGCCACUCUUGAAUUUUUGACUGAUUAGGCCACUUUCAAGCUAAAAAACACUAUUGCAAACUAAACUCCUGACACUAAUGAAACAAGAACGAGAUUAUUACUUUCUUUAAACCUAUAAAAACAUCAUUAUUUAGAAACAACAAACACUGAAAUAAAUUGAACUCCUGACAGUGUAUUUUCUGUAAUAAACAAUAAUAAUGGUACAAUCAAUUAUGGCUGUUUGGUUUUGAAUCACAAAACUCUUUGAUCAAACCUCCAAACUAAAACUUUUCCAAAAUGUUGAUAUUUUUGAGAUUUUUCAGUUUUGACACAUCACUAAUAUGUUGUAUGAUAAACCACAAUGCCUAGGAAAGGAUUUUUGACAUCCACUAUAAUAUAUCAAAACAACACAAUGAUGAUUGAUAAACGACUAUUUUUAUAUUUAUACACAAACCAAGUUAAAUUUUAUAUAUGACUCUAAAACUUUGAUUAGAAGUGUUAGUUUUUUUACCAUUCUACAAUGUUUGAAAUAAGUUUGCAACUUUUUAUAGGACAAUUUUUAUAUGACCAAAAAAUAUUGCUCCUUGUAAAUCUUAGUUUAAGUGAAGUUACAUGGUUUAAAUAGUUAGGUUGUAUAUACUCUAAUAUUAAGUACGGUUGUGACAACUUGGUGUACUUAAAACAAAAAACUUGAUGGUCUUGACUUAAUGUGAACAAAGUGAUAUUAUCAGCAGCUCAGAAGUGCUAAAAUCAAUCUUUGUGUGUAUAUCAUGUGAUCAAAACGAUCAGUUUUAUAGUGUAAUCAAGUAACAAAAGAACAUUUUUGUACUAAGUUCCUUUUAGUCUUGUAUUUGUAUCUGUAUGAGAUUUGUUUAUAUAACUAGCUCAGCCAACAAUGGCCUUAUAAAUAAGAGAUUUAUCAAAAGUAGUUGCUGUAAUAAUGCAUUACUUGUGUAUAGUUGUACAGAAUUUACUAUUUAAGGUUAGCUAAUAGAGAGCGUAGUUAAAAUAAUACUCCAUAAACAAAUAAAAUAAUACAAGCAUUUGCAAUAGUCACUUUAUCAAGGAUCUAGCUUUAUCAUGUUGCUUACGUGAAAACCUCAUGGUUGUGUAUUUUGUUAGUUUAAUUAUGGUCAGAGGACUCAUAAAAUGAACAAACCAUCCUACAUAACUCAGAGUUUGAUCCUAUAGUUUUAUUUUAUAGAUUUAGAAAAACUGAUAAUCACUUUUUAGUAGAAGUGUGCGAGAGGCUUAAUUGUAAAAGAGGAUCAAGCCAAACAUGUAUCGCGAUUGCGGAAAGCAUCUAAGAAGAUCACUUGUUGAACUAAAAUUCCCAGAAGGGGAAUUCCUCUCCUAUUUAUUUUUUGUUGGUUGUCAAACCAAUAUAUUUUAGUUUCUUUCCAUUCAAUAAUAUAUUUUAAUAAGUUAAGGUAUUUAUUUUUAAUAUGUUUAUUUGAGUUCUUAGUAUUUGACUGUAAUGAUGUCAUAAAAUUUUGACUUCUAAAAAAAUAAUAAGUUUGAUGAAAUUUAUUUUAAACUCAGUGUCUUGUCUCAUCACACUUGUAUUAACUCUCCAUCAUAGCAUUAAAAUGAAACUGCAUUUUGAUUAAGAGAAUAGAGACUAAUUAUCUGUAUAUGACGAUGCGACUCUUUUAUUAUGUACAAAAGCUUGGCUUGAUUAUAAUUCUCAAGAUUGCACACCUCUACUUUGUAGUUUACAUAGGCUAUAUUUUAGUAUUUAUAUCGUAUGUCAGUAUUAUGAAGCUUAAACAUUAUAAAUUGUUAUUUGAGCUCUUGAGAAAUCUUUACACAGAAAACAUUAAAAAUGUUAAACCCUCUUGUUUUGGAUGUUCUGGUUUCCAAAAGAGUUCAAUGUUUUUUUUUUGUUUUCUCUCGUAGAUUUUGGAAUUAUUAAUUAUGAUCCAUUAGGAAAACAUAUUCUUGUUUUAUUCUACUUUUUGUGAGUAUAAAAGUACACUCUUUCUUCAAGGCUUCUUGAAAACUAUUGCUUGUGUAGCUAUUGCAAUGAAUAGAUGAAUAAUAAUGGGAUUUGUUAUUAUUCAUUGGUCAUAUAAAAUGUAAGUACAGUUAGUAUGAAGUAUUUGAUUUUUUCUCUAUGAAAUUUUUAUUUUGUGUAAGUAAAUUAUUUAAAUAUUUGACGAUUUAUAUCAAACAUUGAUAGAUGUAAAUUAAGUCCUUGAAUGGUUUAUUAUUGAUGGGAUUGAGCAAGCACUAAAUUGUAUUUUAAUAAUUUAUAUAUGUAUACUCUAUUAUAUUAUUUGUUCAGUAUCAAACUAUAAUUAUUGUCUAAUGUAAGUAGAAUUUUCUUAACAAAUCAGUGGAAAAAUGGGUAACAAAAAUCAAACAAACAUGAUCGAGUUGCAUUGUUUCAACUUUCUAUGUUUAUUUUUUGUUUGAAGAGUUAGGGACAGUGUUACUGCCAUUCUAAAGGCCUAACUUAACGUUUUAAGAUAGUGUGAAACUACAAUAUCUUGUAUUUUGUCUCCACAAUGAGGGUUCCAAUGUGGUUAACAUAGUACAACCUUCUGACAAUUUCUCAAUUGCCUUAUUUAGAACUAUUACUUUUCAUAUUUCAUUUAAUGUUUUAUAGUUUGAAGGAAUAGAUUUAGAAAAUAAUGUUUAAAUAAUACAUUUGCUACUAUGUAAAAAAUUCAACCGUCCCAAAGGGUUUCAAAUGUUUACAAUAUGUUUAUCAAAUCUAAUUCCUGAAAUAAGAUGCAUCGAUAUCUGUGAUCUUUCUUAUUCUUGAAUUGAUACAUUUUGCUAAUAAAAAUUCGUAAGCUGAAAAUUGGAUUGUAGAUCAUGCAAAUAAAGUCAGCAUCCCUGUGUAGUAGAACCUGACCUACAGCUAACAUGUUAUAAGUUCUAAUUGCUCAAUUAUAGCUUAGAAUAAAUGUAUGAAGCCAAUAACCAUUGCCAUAAAUACUAAAUAGAUGUGUUAUUUUGUAAUUACUCAGAUUUUUCAAAACUGAUUAUUGAUUAUUAAAAAUGAAAAUUUCUUGCAACUGUUUACCUAUUCUCUUUGUUGUAACUAUUACAAACUGUUGUACAGAGUAUUUUUGUAUAAUUAAAAUAAUACAAAACUUGUUGUAUCAGCUGUUACAAUUAUGUUAACUACUCUUGUGCCUUAAUUUUACCCUAGUGGUGCGUCUUACUCAAAAUGUUGAGGCUUUACUUCAAUAAGACUGUUAUUUCUUUACUUCAGUAUUGUAAUUUGUAUUUUGUAUAUAUAUAUAAAUUUUACAUGUUUUCUAAA